GUUUAAAAUUGUUUGAGAAUUUUUUUUUUUUCUUCUUUAUAGGAGAGAUGUAAAAACCAUAAAAUUGGAGGUGACCAAUGUUAUGCAUCAGAAGAAGCUUUUGAAUAUUUUUGGUGUUAUCAAGGGAUUUGAUGAACCAGAUCGCUAUGUUGUAGUUGGUGCACAGAGGGAUGCUUGGGGACCUGGUGCAGUCAAAUCUGCUGUAGGAACAUCCAUACUUCUUGAACUUGCUCGUGCAUUAUCAAGAAUGGUUGCAUCCGAUGGCUUCAGGCCUCGACGAAGCAUUGUGUUCGCAAGCUGGAGUGCUGGUGAAUUUGGAGCAGUUGGUGCUACAGAGUGGCAGGAGGUAGGUUUGGGUAUAUUUUUAAAAAGGCAUUUAAACAGAAAUUAGAUGCAGUGUUAAAAUGCAGCUUUUUGACAAAUAAUUUUAUGCUCAGCACACAAGGUGUUUUUCUCCUGUUAAGUGUGGUCAGUCCACG
This is a messenger RNA of Bombina bombina (fire-bellied toad), 479 nucleotides long. Its product is annotated as transferrin receptor protein 1-like. The transcript has 3 exons. Gene Ontology annotation, biological process: intracellular iron ion homeostasis; iron ion transport. Gene Ontology annotation, cellular component: external side of plasma membrane. Lineage: Eukaryota; Metazoa; Chordata; Amphibia; Anura; Bombinatoridae. The record is from RefSeq and is a predicted model, not a curated record. The coding region runs from base 83 to 391 and encodes 102 amino acids.